Colletotrichum higginsianum IMI 349063 is the source of this 825-nucleotide messenger RNA. RefSeq lists its product as uncharacterized. Lineage: Eukaryota; Fungi; Ascomycota; Sordariomycetes; Glomerellales; Glomerellaceae. The transcript has a single exon. The record is from RefSeq and is a predicted model, not a curated record. The coding region runs from base 1 to 825 and encodes 274 amino acids.
AUGCUCGUAGAUGCCCACAAGAGACGUUGCACAAUGAGCAUUCAGGCCCCCUCGUCCACCUCUCGUCAGGCAUGCCAAGCAGCCGUCGAGAAGGGCGCGUCCAGGGCGGCGCACGCACUAUCUCAUGCCGCGGCCAAGUUUACACAUCACCCGGUCACCAAAAAACCUCGUUCGGGUGUCCUCGGCAUCGUCCUGACCACCCCAGAGGGCAACAUCCUUGUAGGCGACGCCAUCCCCGAGGGGACACGGUGCCACAUGUCACUCGAGCACCGCGCCCUCCAGAAGCAGUGGCUCGACACCAUUGAAAAUAACCUCGUGCCGGGCAACUGGAGGCAGCUCCGCGAUCUGAACCGCCCGCAGGCGCCCAGGGUCGACUAUGAGAAGCAAUGGGACCCCCGCGAGAGACAAUCCCCCGCCGAGGAGAAGAAGCGGAAGCACCACACCUUGAAAUGGCUACGCAGCAUCGGUGAAGACAGAUGCCAGCAGCACCAGCGCCAUAGAGAAGCCGCAGAGCGCGCGUGGCAACUGCAGAAGAUGGAGGUCGAGUGCCAGAGGCAGCAGCGCCAGAUCGAUGCCGAAGAGAGGCGGCGCCAGGCGCAGCAACGGCAGGCGCAGAUGUCCAUUGCCGAGUUGCAGAAGUGGAUUGCGGACGUGGGACGUCAGCAAGAUGAGGCCGAGAGAAAGCUCCACGAUCUCAAGGCCGAGCUGGGGCGGAGACGGAGAUGGAUUUCGAAGCCGACAGCGAGGAUGAGCAGUGAGCGCUGGGUGCUUACCAUAAGACUCGACUCCUCUCGCUCGCCAGUGGUCUGGCGCUGGAUCGCUUGA